GCGAAACUUCAUCACUUUAUGGGAAAAUGAGCAUUUUUGAAGAACUUUAUAAUAAAAGAUACACAGAUUUGACAAAAUUGACAUUAUACUAUAUGCCAAAAUAUCUGGUAAAUAGUUAUGUCAAAUUAGACAUAAAACGUGUUUAUCAAAUAUGCGAAAAGGAGGGAAUCGUUGAUAUUUUAAGACUGCAUCAUGAUAACAAGAAAUACGAGAAUGCUUGGACUAUUUUUUCUGAAAUUGAUACUUGUAAAUUUAGCACAGUUCAAAGACGCAAAUAA
Racocetra persica is the source of this 278-nucleotide messenger RNA. The record is from the annotation of a GenBank genome assembly. Lineage: Eukaryota; Fungi; Glomeromycota; Glomeromycetes; Diversisporales; Gigasporaceae.